AUGUCAGGUCGAGCCUCUUCCUUGCCCAGUGUCGCUGGCAACAAACCAGCUCUGCUGACAGUUUCUGGAAGUCCUCCAAGUGGUCAUCAUGCCAAUAUCGAUGAGAGAGCAGAAGCAGAACCUACCUCGCAAGGUCAAGCACCAACACCAGCACCAGCACCCGUACCCACAAAGCAAAAACGGAAGUAA
Messenger RNA from Botrytis deweyae, 189 nucleotides. RefSeq lists its product as uncharacterized. The transcript is spliced from 2 exons. NCBI's taxonomy places the organism in Eukaryota, Fungi, Ascomycota, Leotiomycetes, Helotiales, Sclerotiniaceae. The coding region runs from base 1 to 189 and encodes 62 amino acids. The record is from RefSeq and is a predicted model, not a curated record.